AUGAUGUAUUCCUCCCAACCCUCGAGCUGGCAGGUCCUGGUGGCCAACAGAAAAACCGUGGUGUCCUGCAUUUUGGGUCUCUUCUUCAUCGCCCUGGUGGCUGAUCUCCGUGCCGACGGAGCCGGUCAGAGCAAGAUGACCAUGUUCAAGCGCGACACCACCGCCGGUGCGGCCAUUUGGCAGCCCGCUGCCGGUGUCAAGUGGCAGAUCCAGCUGAUCGAUGCCGUCGAAGACACCUCGGUCGAUGCCGACAUUUGGGACAUCGACAUGUUCGACAACACUGCCGAGACAAUCUCCACUCUGAAGGGCAAGGGCCACAAGGUCAUCUGCUACUUCUCCGCCGGCACGUCUGAGGACUGGCGCCCGGACUUCAGCAAGUUCGACACCGCAGACUUCGGUAGCAACCUCGACGAGUGGCCCGGCGAGCGCUGGCUCAACAUCAAGUCCAGCACCGUGCGAUCGAUCAUGACCGCUCGCUUGGACUUGGCCAAGGAGAAGGGCUGCGACGGUGUGGACCCGGAUAACAUCGAUGCGUACGGCAAUGAGAAUGGACUCGGUCUCACCGAGGCUGACUCAAUUGACUUCCUCAAUUUCUUGGCUUCUGAGUCCCACUCGCGUGGGAUGUCCAUUGGACUGAAGAAUGGCGGCGAUAUCAUUGGCUCGGUCAUUGACAAGAUGCAAUGGUCUGUGAAUGAGCAGUGUGCCGAGUACAAUGAGUGUGAUGUCUACGCUGCUUUCACGGAGGUCAACAAGCCUGUCUUCCACAUUGAAUAUUCUGACGAGACUAUCGAGUCCAGCAGCUCUGGUAGUGCUACUUCUUCCGCGGACACUGAUGACGAUGUCACCACCACUGCCAGUUUUUCCAAGGCCACUGCUACCUCCACUUCAACAGCCGAUGAUGAUGAGGAUGAUACUGCGACUGACGGCAGUGUGAAGGCUAUUGACUCCGUUGCUGGUACCACUAGUCUUGUUGCUUCCGCUACUGCCACAUCCACAGCCGUCGUCUCUUCCAAGACUGCUACAUCUACCACUGCUACUACCACAGACGCAUCUGACUCCAUCGAUGAUGCUAAUGACGAAGACGACGAAGAUGAUGAAGAUGACGAAGAAGAUGACGAAGACGAUGAAGAUGAGGAAGAUGCGGAAGAUGCAGAAGACGCAGAAGACGCAGAAGACGAGGACGAUAAGGAAGACGCCAAUGAAACCGCCGAUGUCAAGCCCAAGCACCGUUACGGACACGGACAUCACAAGCUUCGAGCUAGAGCCACUCUUUCGGUCUCGCUCAAGACCUCAGCUUGCAAUGCCGCUAGCGCCGACAAGUUCUCUACUGUCAUCAAGAACAUGAACCUCGAUGCCUGGAACACCAACUCCAACUUCAUUCCAACUUCUUCUUCCACCUCUCUCUCUCAUCUCCAUUUGUUCACCUCGACGGCCAUGGCACCCUCCCUCACACUGGGCUUCCAGGCCCUCAUUCUGUGUGGGCCUGGAGUUUCACUUACCACAUUCACAUCCAAGCCAGAAGAUUACCCAAAGUGUCUGAUUCCAGUCGCGAAUCGGCCAAUGUUGUUUUAUGUUAUUGACUUCUGCAGACGGUCGGGCAUUUAUGAUAUCACUAUGAUCACACCUCCGUCCUCAUACCCAGCAGUUUACUCUGCUAUGAAACUCGAUCCAUAUCUCACAUCCUUCCACAGCCCAACCCCAUCGGUCAUUGCACCAAAAGGUCUGGAUAUGACGAUGGGAACCGCCCAGUUGUUGCGCCUUCCAGAAGUCCAAGGAGUCAUCAAAACCGACUUUGUUCUCCUGCCCUGUGAUCUUAUCUGCGAUCUCUCUGGGGAGUCUCUUAUUGAAGCAUGGAUGGCCACCCAGGGGGUGGUUUGUAAGAACAAAUCUAGCAAAGACAGACGCAACUCGUUUAACACGUUUGACAAGAAAACAAUCGAGGUACGACAGAAAGGCCGAUACGGAGGCCUUGCUGUCUAUUAUCAAACAGUGGACAAAGCAGGGAAUGCCAUUGCCAAAGGGGAAUCUGCCGACUUCAUGGCUGUUGCGCCUCUCAGACACGACGACGCGACUGUCAUACCGCCAAUUGACCUUCAAUCGGCGCCCAUUCGAUUCAAUCUCUGCAGGUUGCUGCUUUCAAUGCCCGUGGCAACAGUGAAAGAGAAACUGGAGGAAGAGAAGGGCCUUCUCCUUCGGCACUCAUUGCUUAAGACCCACGCGCACAUCCGACUGCUCGCCAAUUUCCGAGAUGCCCAUCUCUACGUCUUUCCACGCUGGGUGAGAGAGCUGGUCCGCGGUCAGCAACGACUCCAAUCAAUCAGUGAUGAUCUAAUCGGAAACUGGGCCAAGUCCAGUUGGCAGGAUGGUCUAGGCGAGAAGCUCGGUCUCACCCGCAUGGUUCAAUACAAUACCGUAUCCCUCGAGGAGUCCAGCUUCGAGAGCAACGUUGAAGCCAAAUGGGUCCACCCGAAGAUCGACCUCCAGCGUCUAUGCACCACCAAAUCUGCUUUGAAUACCCCACCCCCGAAAUACAUCCACGACCCCAAGAGUCUCAAGGCCGAAAAGCUUCCUCCCCCUCCCACACCCGCCGAUCUCCCACAGCUCCUAGCCUACAUUCACCACGGCGCCCAGCUGAUUCGUCGUGUCGAUAACUCCGGUACCCUCCUUGCGACAUCUCUGCUUCUCGCCAAACUUCCACCAAUCGAAGAAGUCGGUCGCGCGGCAGCUUCGCCAUUUGCACAUGCGCGCAAGAUUUCUUCACCUGAGCUCAUCGCGGAACGGACCAUAGUCACAGAAAAGGAUUGUUUGAUUGGGGACCAUGUGGUGAUCGAAUCAACCUGUGUAGUGAAGGAAAGCUGCAUUGAUUCGAAGUGCCAUAUUCACAGUGGUGCGCGGAUCACUCGGUGUGUAGUGAUGGAGGGGGCGGUUGUGGAAGCCCGUGUUCAGUUGAGUGGGUGUGUGAUCGGUCGGCGGGCCAGAAUCGGUCGUGAGUCCGUCCUCAGGGACUGUGAGGUUCAGGAUUGUAAUGUGAUUCCUGAGAAGACUGAUGCCCGGGAUCACAAGUUUAUGGUCUUUGACAUGAGUGCAUCCUAG
This is a messenger RNA of Penicillium salamii, 3093 nucleotides long. The record is from the annotation of a GenBank genome assembly. Lineage: Eukaryota; Fungi; Ascomycota; Eurotiomycetes; Eurotiales; Aspergillaceae.